Molecule: messenger RNA, 6897 nt
Organism: Lutra lutra (Eurasian river otter)
Lineage: Eukaryota; Metazoa; Chordata; Mammalia; Carnivora; Mustelidae
Gene: RBM14
Product: RNA binding motif protein 14
Biological process (GO): mRNA splicing, via spliceosome
Cellular component (GO): nuclear speck
Molecular function (GO): mRNA binding
Source: RefSeq, a predicted model, not a curated record
GUUCUCGGUCGCCAGCCAUUCCUGGGGAGGACUGCCGGCCGGUCGGACGUCUCGCCUGUCGCUGGAGAGGUCCCGGCUCCCCGGGAAGGCGGCUGCGGCGACAAAAUGAAGAUAUUCGUGGGAAACGUCGAUGGGGCGGAUACAACGCCAGAGGAGCUAGCAGCCCUCUUCGCGCCCUACGGCACGGUCAUGAGCUGCGCCGUCAUGAAACAGUUCGCCUUCGUGCACAUGCGCGAGAACGCAGGCGCGCUGCGCGCCAUCGAGGCUCUGCACGGCCACGAGCUGCGGCCGGGGCGCGCGCUCGUGGUGGAGAUGUCGCGCCCACGGCCUCUUAACACUUGGAAGAUUUUCGUGGGCAAUGUGUCGGCUGCAUGCACGAGCCAGGAAUUGCGCAGCCUCUUCGAGCGCCGCGGACGCGUCAUCGAGUGUGACGUGGUGAAAGACUACGCGUUUGUUCACAUGGAGAAGGAAGCAGAUGCCAAAGCCGCCAUCGCGCAGCUCAACGGCAAAGAAGUGAAGGGCAAGCGCAUCAACGUGGAACUCUCAACCAAGGGUCAGAAGAAGGGGCCCGGCCUGGCUAUCCAGUCUGGGGACAAGACCAAGAAACCAGGGGCUGGGGAUACGGCAUUCCCUGGAACUGGUGGCUUCUCUGCCACCUUCGACUACCAGCAGGCUUUUGGCAACAGCACUGGUGGCUUUGAUGGGCAAGCCCGUCAGCCCACACCACCCUUCUUUGGUCGCGACCGCAGCCCCCUGCGCCGUUCACCUCCCCGAGCCUCCUAUGUGGCUCCUCUGACGGCCCAGCCAGCCACCUACCGGGCCCAGCCCUCAGUGUCGCUGGGAGCUGCCUACAGGGCCCAGCCUUCUGCCUCUUUGGGUGUCGGCUAUCGGACUCAGCCCAUGACAGCCCAGGCAGCCUCUUACCGCGCUCAGCCCUCUGUCUCCCUUGGGGCCCCAUACAGGGGCCAGCUGGCUAGCCCUAGCUCCCAGUCUGCUGCAGCUUCCUCGCUUGGCCCAUAUGGUGGAGCCCAGCCCUCGGCCUCGGCCCUCUCCUCCUAUGGGGGUCAGCCAGCUGCGGCUUCCUCGCUCAACUCCUAUGGGGCUCAGGGUUCCUCCCUUGCCUCCUAUGGUAACCAGCCAUCCUCUUAUGGCGCGCAGGCUGCCUCUUCCUAUGGGGUUCGUGCGGCUGCCUCCUCCUACAACACCCAGGGAGCAGCUUCCUCCCUAGGCUCUUAUGGGGCCCAGGCAGCCUCUUAUGGGGCCCAGUCUGCAGCCUCCUCACUAGCUUAUGGGGCCCAGGCAGCUUCUUACAAUGCCCAGCCCUCGGCCUCUUACAAUGCCCAGUGCCCGUACGCUGCACAACAGGCUGCUUCCUACUCUUCGCAGCCGGCUGCCUAUGUGGCACAGCCAGCUACAGCAGCUGCCUAUGCCGGCCAACCAGCUGCCUACGCUGCACAAGCCACUGCCCCACUGGCUGGCUCCUAUGGGGCCCAGCCGGUUGUUCAGACCCAGCUGAAUAGUUACGGGGCUCAAGCAUCAAUGGGCCUGUCAGGCUCCUAUGGGGCUCAGUCAGCUGCCGCGGCCACUGGCUCCUAUGGUGCUGCAGCUGCCUAUGGGGCCCAGCCUUCUGCCACCCUGGCAGCUCCGUACCGCACUCAGUCGUCAGCCUCAUUGGCUGCUUCCUAUGCUGCCCAGCAGCAUCCCCAGGCUGCUGCCUCCUACCGUGGCCAGCCGGGCAAUGCCUACGAUGGGGCAGGUCAGCCGUCUGCAGCCUACCUGUCCAUGUCCCAGGGGGCCGUUGCCAACGCCAACAGCACCCCGCCGCCCUAUGAGCGUACCCGCCUCUCCCCACCCCGGGCCAGCUACGACGAUCCCUACAAAAAGGCUGUCGCCAUGUCGAAAAGGUAUGGUUCCGACCGGCGUUUAGCCGAGCUCUCUGAUUACCGCCGUUUAUCAGAGUCGCAGCUUUCGUUCCGCCGCUCGCCGACAAAGUCCUCGCUGGAUUACCGUCGCCUGCCCGAUGCCCAUUCCGAUUACGCACGCUAUUCGGGCUCCUAUAAUGAUUACCUGCGGGCAGCUCAGAUGCACUCUGGCUACCAGCGCCGCAUGUAGGGCCAUCCUGGGAUGGGGCACCACAGGGAGGGAAGGAGAGGAAAGGUGGGGUAGGGUGCAGACCCGGGUUAUAACCACUGGCCCAUACCUCUCCCGUUUGCGGUUUUUCAUCCCCUCUACCCUGUGGGCCUUCCCCAGGAGAUGAUCCUUUUGAGUGUUCGGCAGUAACCUACUUUGUUCCUUCGCCUCAGCAGCAAAUCUUGCUACUGGCUCUAGAUCUGCGGUUUCCCCUUUCCCCUGCUUCCCAUCUCCCAGGAUGGGAAUUUCUUUUAUGUUUUUAUUUUUUUCCUGGCUCCCUUUUAUUUUUGUGCGCGAUAUUUAAGGUCGUCUGGAUGGGGAAGCAACCUGCAGCUGAGGUCGGCGGCGCCUUUUUCUUUUUAGAUGUGAGGGAGGCCAGGAAAGGGUUAGCUUAACCAUUUCCUAUGCGCCAAGCUGUGCCAGCAGUCCAGGGGGCCCUGACUUUGUCCCUCUAUGGACUGUGUUGAGACUGAGUUCCUGUCGGGACAGUCGGUUGGUAUACGUCCAAAUCCCUACUGUCCCCCUGAUGUUAUAGCUGACGCUGAGUGGCACAGUCCCACGUCCCCAUCUCCCCAAGUAGGUGGUGUUAGAAAACCUUGAUUUUUUUUUUCCCUUUUGUAUGGACUACAAAUAAAACUUGGGGCAAUUUGCAGUUUGGAAACCUGGUUGUCAUUGUCUUGAUUGCACUCAGUUUCAGAGGAGCCAGUUUGACAUCCAGGAAGUCAUGACAGCAAAGGGAGAGGCAGCUGGAGAACCCCAGGGCAGAUAAGGAAAGGGGUUUGAAUGUGGGCAUUAGUGAUUUUCCUGCUGCCCAGAGGGAUAUAGGUCAUCGUUGACCUGCUAGUCUGCCAUCUUUAGGACUGGAGAGUCCAGACCAAGUUGCUUGGACUUUCUCAGCCCUUAACUUGAAUUGAUCACACCAAGGUGCAGUAAAUUUAUUGCCUGUUACCCCCUAACUUAUCUCCAGGUCGGAAACAACCUGUGCUCCAGCGGGGUGGUUCUGGGGUAUGGCUUCUCAAGUGAGAAGUGGGGAAGUGAACUGCUUUGGUGCUUAAAGUUUAGAGGAUUCUCCAGAGGGUGGGCUUGAGUGCUGAAGCUGGGACCCAGAAGGGAGCCAGUGGUGGGGUAGGGGUGAUGUCAGUGUCUGGUACUUCCCUGUGGGUUAGAGAGGAGGAGGAGCAGGGACAGUCGGAAGCAGGUCUGGGGAAUCUGGCUAGAGACCCGGUAUUCCGCCUGUUGGACAUCACCAUGGAGCGUCCUUCCUGCGUCCUGCCAACUUCUGCCGUAAUAGUGCCCUGAGACUCAACUUCCCUUAUCUCCAUUUGUUGGGGUUCUAGAUGUUUCUUGCUGGAUUUAUAGUUGAAGGUGUCCUCACAGACUGGGAAGGGGGUGAGGUACAAGCAUAACCCAAGAAGGGUUGCUGGGUUAGGGUGAGGAAUUGAAGAUUCUAUACUUGAAUCUGGGAUGGGUGGGCAAGGGGUGGGGGGGGGGCGUUGAGAGGGCCUGGCAAAAAAAAAAAAAAAAAAAAGAAAGAAAAAAAGAAUAAAGAAAAGUUCCAGCCACGGACCAGAUGGAAGUUUGGGCUUACUGAUAAUGAGUGAAUGGAAGAAAACUGGCUGGGUAGGAACCUGCUGAUGUUCUUUUGGGAAAGGGGGCUUUAGAGAUUGGAUUAUGGGAGCCUGCUGGGGCAAGGCGAUUUGGGGGAGUUGUCUGUCAAAUCAGGUGGAGUUCAGGUGGAUUCUUUUCUGCCUUUCACUGGCUUCUCGUGAAUUCGCCUGUGACAGAGUGGCUUCCCCCAGAUGUUCUCUUCCCUCUGCCCAGUGGGCAGAAGUAUAUAAUCUUUAUAACCAUGAGCUCUUGUGUAUGCUGACUGUAAUUUCAGGGGGUUACUGGGGCCAUAGCUCUUGACCUUGCUUCUCUUUUUGCUCACUGCUUUGCCUCCAGGUGCUUCGCUGUUCCUUUUCAUUUCUUUACAGGACUGGGAGGGGGAGUUCGAUUAGGUUUCUUGUCACUUUUCUGUAGGGAGGGUGGGGUGAUGUGAGGGCCAAGCUAACAAGCUUAGCUCUGAUUAUUACUCUGGAAAAUAAGAGGGUUGGUUGAUUACAGGGCUGUGAUUGUGGCUUGUGUAUUUGUGAUAUUUCUUUGUCAUGUGGCUUUCUGUCUUCCUUUUUCUCCAGUGAGGGUGCUGCCACUACCCUAAUUCCAGGGUUCCUGUAAAAAAACAGCUAAAUAUGCUCUUGGGGCCAGCAUUCUUUAUUGCAGCCCAUGUUCUUCAGAGUGACCUGGCCCUAGAGGAUCACUGGCAUCUUUAGGUCCUGAUGCCCUUGCUGCCUCAGCCCUGAGGUUUUUCGUUGUUUAAGUAGAAGAGGGUACAAAGCUAAAUCGUGUCAUUCUCUUCUUGCAGAUUGUUUUAAAAUUCCCUUCCUCUUUUAUUUAAAAUAUGCCACCUGUGUUAAUUCUAUAGCCCACUGCUUAUACUUCGCUUUUUGUAGAUUUCUGAGUUCCUGGGUCCUAUAACUUGGAGGUGGUUGGGUUGAAUGAAUGGGAGGGCAGACAUACUAUGUGUGCUUUGGGAUAAGAGGGUGGGGAAUAUGGGCUCCCAGUGUCUUCAGAUUUUUGCACUUCUGCAUCUGUUACCUCUACAACUUGGCCUUCAUUGGAGAAGUUUAAGAUGAUUUAUUCCUGGAACAAGAUCACAUAGGGGCUUCCGGCCUUGUCAGUCUGCUCCCUUCUGAGGUUUGGACUUCGUUUCAAAUUCUGCCUGGGGUAGGCCUGGGGCCCCAUCCCUUGUACUGGAGGCAAUGGAACUGUCACUGCGACUGGGUCAGCCUCUCGGUAGGCUGCUGUUCUAGUUACACACAUCAGUUAAGCUCUACCAGUGUCUGCACAGACUUGGUUCUCCAGUCAUUUUGCCCUAUCCAGCCAAGCAAGCUGACCAUAAUAGGGGAUGACUGAGGUCAUAAUGAAAACAAAUUUCCUAGAUUUAUGGACUGUAUCUAAUAGAAGGUUGGUAAUAAUAGAGAAGAAAAGGUGGAGAGCAGGUGAGGGCUGCCUGGUGGCUCAGUUGGUUAAGUAAGCGUCUGCCUUGGGCUCAGGUCAUGAUCCCAGGUCCUGGGAUCGAGUCUCUGGGAUCAAGUCUCCGGCGUUGGGCUCCCUGCUCAGUGGGGAGUCUGCUUCUCCCUCUCUCUUGACGUUCCCCACUGCUUGUGCUCCCACUCUCUCAAAUAAACAAAUAAAAUCUUUAAAAAAAGAUGAGCGGGUGAAAAAUUUAUGUUCACCUAAAUUUUAUAGUUACCUUUAGAUCAUAAAAGGGGUUUUCCAAGAAAAUUCUUAAAAUUAUUUCAGGUAGCUCUAAAUCAUUUGAAAUAUUGUGUGUUUAUAGUACUGGAAAUAACAGUGUUGAAGUAGCUGAGCCCUUGGGCUGACCUUGAAUUUAUAAUAUGGAGAGGCAGGACCUAUCUCAGUGAACUAAUUACAGUUAGUAAACAAUACUAGGGUAGUGAAAGAUACAAGGCAGUUCCACUAGUUACAACUUUCUGGAAAUAGGAUCUGUUCUGUUGGAAAAUUGACUUGGUACAGAGAGAAUGACUAAGGGUGUUGACUCUAAAACCAGGUUUCCUGAGUUUGAAUCGUGUUUUCUAUCAUUUAGCUUUGUGAUCUUGGACGUGUCAAGAACUCUGCCUGUAUUUUCAUCUAUAAAAUGAAGAUAAUAGCUAACAUUUAUUGAACACUUAUUAAGCACCACUAAAAGUGCAUUUCAUACAGGAAUUUCAUUUGACCUUCAUUGCAAUCCAAGUGCCAUUUAAGUAUUUUUAAAUCUCUUAUAAUGGGGAAGUUGAGGCUGUAGGUUAAAUAACUUAAAAAAAAUUCUCAGAAAGUAGAACAAGGGAUUGAAUCAGUAUUUUGAAUUGAACUAUCCAGGACUUUGCUUGUAAUCAUUAUAAUACUUGGAAGGAUCAGAUGAGAACAGUGACAAGUGUAGGGCUCAUACAUAGCCACUGCUCUUUAAGCGCUAGCUAUCUCACAGACAGGAGUUAGAACAUUCUGGAGAGAUUGGGGUGGCCUAGUGGAACACACAUCUGAGCAAAGGAGUUUGGAUGUAGGUGUGAGUGCAGCACAUAUGAAUCUGUGAAACUGGAUUUUUUGAAUGAGUAGUACCUAGGAGUGAAAUAGGACACGGACCACACCAGUUUUUGUCACUUGCAGUCUCAGACAACACUUCAGUGUCCUGAGAUCAGAUUCUCUUUGGGUGUGGAAAAGAAAGGUCCACGGAGUAGGAAACUGCAGAAACAGUAAGGGGAGGGUAAGAGGGUGUAGCUGCCAGUGGGAUUGGAGAUUUAGGAAGCUUGCUUGACUGGCCUAGUCAAGGAAGGCUAAUCUGGACAUCCCUGGAGAAUACUGAUUUUUAAUUUGAGCUCUUGUUAAACCAGUAACUCGUUUCUGGGUAGGAGCCAGAGUUUAACAUGUAUAAAUUAUAUAUGUUCACCCCUAAGGGUGUUAAAGUAGUAGAUCUGUUUAUUCACGUUUGAAUGGUUUUUCACUGACAUCAGUGUUUCACCCUAAGUUGGAUUUUUCCUUUAUUGCUCUUUUCAAGAGUUCAGACUUCUGUCUUUUCGGGAUCUGCAGUGAGAAUGUGUAUUUUGCUUGGCUGUGACAGAUACCAGCUGUCUAGAUGACUUUGGACAAGUCGCUUCCUUUUAGGUGCUUGGUAACUCGAUCAGCAAAUCACCCAAGUAGCACCUAAAGUGUUACUGGACAAGGUGCUUU